Messenger RNA from Lolium rigidum, 1518 nucleotides. RefSeq names its product cytochrome P450 71A1-like. Gene Ontology annotation, molecular function: monooxygenase activity; iron ion binding; heme binding. The record is from RefSeq and is a predicted model, not a curated record. Lineage: Eukaryota; Viridiplantae; Streptophyta; Magnoliopsida; Poales; Poaceae. The transcript is spliced from 2 exons. Bases 1 to 1518 code for a protein of 505 amino acids.
AUGCCUCCGUACUUGGUUUUCGCGGCCAACGUCGCCGUCCUUCUGGCCUUCUGCUAUGUCAUCAUCAAAAAAGCUGUAGGCGGCAGCAGGAACACGCUCCCGCCCUCGCCGCCGUCAAUCCCGCUGUUCGGCCACCUCCACCUGCUAGGCCGCCUCCCGCACCGCUCCUUGCGUGACCUGCAGGCUCGGUACGGCACCGACGGCGGCCUCCUGUUCUUGCAGCUCGGUCGCAGGCGGACGGUGGUGGUGUCCACGGCUGCGGCGGCGGCGGACCUGUACAAGAACCACGACCUCGCCUUCGCCUCGCGCGUGCCCAGUGCGACGGUGCAUAAGCUCUCCCUAGGCUCCAACAACGUCUCCUUCGCGCCCUACGGUGACGCCUGGCGCCGCAGCAAGAAGUUGGCCGUGGUCCACCUACUUUCCCCGCGCCGCGCCGCCUCGUUCGGCCCCGUGCGCGCCGCCGAGGCAGCCGCCCUCGUCGCGGGAGUCCGGCGCGCUGCGGAGGCGGGUGAGGCCGUGGAGCUGAGGGAGCUCCUGUACGGGUACAGCAACGCGGUGGUCACCCGCGCGGCCACCGGCACGGCCGGGGCCACGGCGGAGGAGAUGAAGCAGCUUAUGGUGAACUCCACGGCGCUCAUGUCUGGGCUCCAGCUGGAGGACGUGCUCCCCGACGCAGCGGCGAAGGUGGUGAGGUGGGCGACGGGGCUCGAGAAGAGGCUCGACCGGCAGGUCGAAGCGUGGGACAAGUUCCUAUCCGAGAUGAUCGCGGAGCACCUUGAGAAGAAUUGUGGCGGCGUUGCAGGGGAGGAGGAUUUCCUAGACGUCUUGCUGCGGCUGAGGGAAGAAGGCACCACCGGACUCGAACUCACCGACGAUCGCAUCAAAAGCAUCGUCCAGGACAUGAUCUUCGCCGGGACCGAGACAUCAUCUGUCACGCUGGAAUGGGCCAUGGCAGAGCUCAUCCGAAAUCCAGGUGCAAUGGCCAUGCUGCGGGACGAGGUAGCCCGAGUCUCCAACGGCAAGCCGACCAUCGAGGAAGACGACCUAAGUAGGAUGGAGUAUCUCAAGGCAGUGCUGAAGGAGACGCUCCGGCUCCACCCACCGGCGCCGCUCCUCGUCCCGCAUGAGUCGACGACUGCGGCGGUCGUCCAGGGAUAUGAAAUCCCGGCGAAAACCGCGCUCUUCAUCAACGCGUGGGCGAUCGGGCGGGACCCGACUACGUGGGGCGACGCGGCUGAAGAGUUCCGGCCAGAGCGGUUCCUCGGUGGUGGCAACGUGAUGGGCAUCGACCUACGGGGGAACGACUACCAGCUCCUUCCUUUUGGCGCCGGCCGGCGAGUCUGCCCUGCCGUCAACUUCGUUCUUCCGAUGUUGGAGAUCGUGCUCGCUAGCCUCGUCGGCCACUUUGAUUGGAAGCUUCCCAUCGGGACACGGCUGGACAUGAGCGAGAGGCCGGGACUAACCACGCCGCCACUAGCUCCAAUGCGCCUCGUCCCCAAGUGCAAGACACUUGUUUAG